Messenger RNA from Sorex fumeus (smoky shrew), 1106 nucleotides. It is a transcript of the gene CDKL4, whose product is annotated as cyclin dependent kinase like 4. The transcript has 10 exons. Gene Ontology annotation, cellular component: nucleus. Gene Ontology annotation, molecular function: ATP binding; cyclin-dependent protein serine/threonine kinase activity. The record is from RefSeq and is a predicted model, not a curated record. Gene Ontology annotation, biological process: protein phosphorylation. NCBI's taxonomy places the organism in Eukaryota, Metazoa, Chordata, Mammalia, Eulipotyphla, Soricidae. The coding region runs from base 78 to 1106 and encodes 342 amino acids.
AGCCACAGCGAUCCGGCAGGUGCCAGCGCAGGCGUGUAGCUGGGCAGCGCCUGAGGUGGGCAGAGCCGUAGCCGGCCAUGGAGAAGUACGAGAAGCUCGCCAAGAUCGGGGAAGGCUCUUACGGGGUCGUGUUCAAGUGCAGAAACAAAACCUCGGGCCAGGUGGUCGCCAUUAAGAAAUUCGUGGAGUCUGAAGACGAUCCCGUAGUGAAGAAGAUCGCCCUCCGGGAGAUCCGCCUGCUGAAGCAACUGAAACACCCCAACCUGGUGAACCUGAUCGAGGUGUUCCGGAGGAAAAGGAAGAUGCACUUGGUGUUCGAGUACUGUGACCACACACUCUUAAACGAGCUGGAGAGAAACCCAAACGGGGUCCCCGACAGCGUGAUGCGGAGCGUGCUGUGGCAAACUCUCCAGGCUCUCCACUUCUGUCACAGACACAACUGUAUUCACAGAGAUGUGAAGCCAGAGAACAUCCUCAUAACCAAACAAGGCAUCAUCAAGAUCUGUGACUUUGGCUUUGCACGGAUUUUGAUCCCGGGAGACACCUACACCGAGUACGUGGCCACGCGCUGGUACCGGGCACCCGAGCUGCUGGUGGGGGACGCGCAGUACGGCUCCUCCGUGGACGUCUGGGCCACGGGCUGCGUGUGCGCCGAGCUGCUCACGGGCCAGCCGCUCUGGCCGGGCAAGUCCGACGUGGACCAGCUCUACAUGAUCAUCAGGACGCUGGGGAAACUGAUCCCGAGGCAUCAGGCCAUCUUCAGGAGUAACCAGUUUUUCCACGGCGUCAGCAUCCCGGAGCCGGAAGACAUGGAGACUCUCGAGGAAAGGUUCUCGGAUGCUCAUCCCGCAACUCUGAACUUCAUGAAGGCCUGCUUGCGCAUGAACCCGGCCGACAGGCUGCCCUGCGCCCAGCUCCUGGAGAGCCCCUACUUCGACCCCUUCCGCGGGGACCCCCUGAAGAGGAAAGCGCGGCACGAGGGCCGAAGCAGACGGCGCCCCCAGAACCAGCUGCUGCCUCUCAUCCCCGGAAGCCGCCUGUCCCCCGCCCCCGACGGAAGGAAGCAAGUCCUGCAGUUAAAAUUCGACCACCUGCCAAACAUUUAG